Molecule: messenger RNA, 2573 nt
Organism: Oncorhynchus mykiss (rainbow trout)
Lineage: Eukaryota; Metazoa; Chordata; Actinopteri; Salmoniformes; Salmonidae
Source: RefSeq, a predicted model, not a curated record
AUGUCUGAUAAGGGUCCUGUAUUAACGUCAGAAAAAGACGUCCAAAAGGCAUCGCCUGAUGUCAAAUGCUUUGUGGUGUCAGACGCUGCUGGACAAGGUGUGACCAUCACUGGAGAGAAUACCUACAACAACUGGGACUGGACCAAUUCAGUUGUCUUUGCUGCCACUAUUGUCACUACCAUAGGUUAUGGUAAUGUUGCCCCAAAGACGGCUGGCGGCCGUAUAUUCUGCAUCCUGUAUGGCCUGUGUGGGAUCCCUCUCUGCCUCACCUGGAUUAGUGAGCUGGGCUCGUUCUUCGGAGACAGAGCCAAGCGCCUGGGACAGGUCCUGGUACUCAAAGGCCUUAGUGUGAAAAAGGUCCAGUUGAUCUGCACGGCCAUCUUCCUCCUGUGGGGUCUGCUGGUACACCUGGUGAUCCCCCCGUUUGUGUUCAUGUCCCUGGAGGGAUGGUCGUACCUGGAGGGCUUCUACUUCUCCUUCAUCACCCUCACCACUGUCGGCUUCGGGGACUACGUCGCAGGUAUCAAUCCAAACAUAGACUACCCAAGGCUGUACCGGGUGUUUGCAGAGGUGUGGAUCUACAUGGGUCUGGCCUGGCUGUCUCUUUUCUUCAGCUGGAACGUCCACAUGGUGGUGUCGGCUCACAAGGUCCUGAAGAAGAGAAGGCAGAGACACAGGAUGGACCACCUGGACCAUCGAUGGCAGCUCGAGAAGGACGACAUCCGCAGCCCUCGCCGCCUCCCCACCGCCGUCGACAUCUUCAACUUCCUGUCUGAGAAGCAUGAGGACUACAGCACCGCCAUCAGGCAGAUUGGCGCUGCCGCGAAGCCGAAGCCGAAGAUGGAAUUCAAGGAGUUGAGUCGUUCAAAGAGCUGUAGUGACAUCCUGGGGACGAAUAUCCAAACCCUGGAGCAUUCCCCACGCCGCCUGAGGCGCCACCUCAGCAUCAGUCACAAUAUGUUACUAAGCAGCUUUGGGAUGGGAGAGGAGGGGCAGAGGCUUAUCGAGGAUGACCCUGUCUUUAUGAAAGACCCUGGGUUUGAGGAGAACUGUCUGGAUAGGGACACUAGAGUGAAGGCUGUUUAUGUGUCCAACUCAAAAGAGAACCUAAACCCUGCCGAUCUAGGUCCUAACAUCAACAAAGAGGAGAAUGUUCAGAAUCAAGAUGGUGGAGAGAAUAGGUUUACUGUAUCAAAGGUAGUGGAGGGGGAUUCGGGAGAGGAGAAUGAUGAGAAAGGCUGAAGCCUUGGAUCCAUCCUCUUCAUGGAGAACUGAAUGAUGUAAUCAAAAGGGGACUAUCGCUCUCUCCUAGAAGUUUGGUUGGUGCGUAAAACCUGUGAAUUCAGAUAAAUAAAAAGGUAUGAUGGGUCUGUGAUGGGUCCGCGGAUCAUCAACACUUUUUAUUUAUCACCCCAUCACACCUUUUAAUUUAUCAUCCCCCAUCACACCUUUUAAUUUAUCAUCCCCCAUCACACCUUUUAAUUUAUCACCCAUCACACCUUUUAAUUUAUCACCCCAUCACACCUUUUCAUUUAUCACCCCCAUCACACCUUUUAAUUUAUCAUCCCUCAUCACACCUUUUAAUUUAUCAUCCCUCAUCACACCUUUUAAUUUAUCAUCCCCCAUCACACCUUUUAAUUUAUCACCCAUCACACCUUUUAAUUUAUCACCCCAUCACACCUUUUUAUUUAUCAUCCCCCAUCACACCUUUUAAUUUAUCACCCCAUCACACCUUUUUAUUUAUCACCCCCCAUCACACCUUUUAAUUUAUCACCCCCAUCACACCUUUUAACUUAUCAUCCCCCAUUACACCUUUUAAUUUAUCACCCAUCACACCUUUUAAUUUAUCACCCCAUCACACCUUUUAAUUUAUCAUCCCCCAUCACACCUUUUAAUUUAUCACCCAUCACACCUUUUAAUUUAUCCCCCAUCACACCUUUUAAUUUAUCAUCCCCAUCACACCUUUUAAUUUAUCACCCAUCACACCUUUUAAUUUAUCCCCCAUCACACCUUUUAAUUUAUCAUCCUCAUCACACCUUUUAAUUUAUCACCCCAUCACACCUUUUAAUUUAUCACCCCAUCACACCUUUUAAUGUAUCACCCCAUCACACCUUUUUAUUUAUCACCCCAUCACACCUUUUUAUUUAUCACCCCAUCACACCUUUUUAUCCAUCUGAACUGAAUGAUGUAGAAGCAUCAUAACAAGGUCCUGGGACAACCAGAGACUAUGGCAGAGUUAGGAUUGGUCACAUUCCCCUGUGGUGAGGAGUGGAAACACAUUUUCAACGGUUUUCCUUAACAUCGUGAUCAGUGAAAUGUAUGACCCAAGAUUAUCAAGACCUAAGAUCAUGAACACAGUCUGGACAACUUCCUGUCUUCUCUGUUAUCUUUAUCUCGAUGUUAAACACACAUUUUGGUCUGUGGGAAAAGUAAAAGAAGGAAAAUAUAGCAAACAAUGGACUCCUUAGAGCUGCCAGUGUGAUUUACCUGACUCUAAAAUGAGAAACUGAAAGCAAUGUAGUUUGUCUAUUGUUACAAACUGCGUUCAGAAAUAAAGUUUACAUGAGUUUCUA